GGUUCAAAUUUAGUUGCUCUGUUGUUCUGCAAGCCAUGACACGAUCACGGUCCGCGUGAUAUUUUAUUCGCAUCGUAUCGUGAAUUGGCGAGAGAGAGUGGGAGUGCUGGGAGGACGGAGAUGGUAAGAGGGUGCUGAGUGUUGUCUGUACCAAUCUCGGAAAGAGCCACGGCGUGCAUUAGGCUUUUUAGCUGUUGACAGGCAGAUCGGCCAAGCUGUGGCAGAGAGUGCGGUGGCGAUCAAAGUGACCAUUCAAUGAUUGACCUGCUCUAUCUAUGUCUGCAUCUGUGCUAUUACUGCGCCACGAUCGAUAAAGGUUUUUCCUACCCGUGUAUCCGCGCCGAACCUAUCACGAGAGCACUACCAUGGGCAAUCCUCAAGUCGUAUAUGAAGCAUACAUCAUCCCCCGGUUCAAGUAUAAUCAUUCUCUGCCAUGGCCUCUCACACCUACGAGCUCUACUUCACAGGCAGAGACGACCCUCGAGAUGGCUGCAUCAUCAUGGGCGAGGACACAAAGCACAUCUUCUUCGAGUUCGAGACCAGCAUCUCGGACUACAUGACCAACGCUCAGACGACUAUAUCGAGCGAACGCAAGCCCGUCGCCUGCUUCGAGUGGUCCAUGGGCGGCACCCAGCUUGGCUUUGCGACCAUAGGGAACAGACACUUUCCAAUGUCCAACCUCGUCAUGCCUGGUUCAUCGGCAAGUGCUCGCCAAUUUUGUUCGGUCGAUGGCAGACAUUUCGAAUGGCGAAGCUGCUACGAUGACCCGCAAUCUUAUGAUCUAUUCACUUACAACGUCAGGAUCGCGGUUUUUCGAAGAUACCCGCAGGCGACACCUGUGGGUCCCUCACAUGGUUUCAUGCAAUAUACCCUCGUGCAUGAUAUCCCGUUACUCGAAGCCCUCAUGGCCCUUAGUCUUAACCGCUGGAUAGAUUGGGGCCAGAGGGUUCCCUAAUGUGCUGCCACGAUGACUCCUCUCAUACAGUAUACCAGUUUAUUGACCGUUGAUUUAUACGGGUAUCAAUGACAAAGGAAAUACAAAGGCUGCAUGCAUGCAAUUAC
Molecule: messenger RNA, 1062 nt
Organism: Serpula lacrymans var. lacrymans S7.9
Lineage: Eukaryota; Fungi; Basidiomycota; Agaricomycetes; Boletales; Serpulaceae
Exons: 5
Coding region: 434-955 (173 amino acids)
Source: RefSeq, a predicted model, not a curated record